UGGUAACCGGGUCUGGCCCAGGAGGCUUGGGCGCGCGCAGCCAUCCCGGGCCUCGCCGGGGACCUAGGGACGCAGGCAACGCCUGCGCCCGCUCACCAUGGUCGAGGGACGCGUCUCCGAGUUCCUGAAGAAACUCGGCUUCUCGGGCGGGGGCCGCCAGUACCAGGCGCUGGAGAAGGACGAAGAGGAAGCCUUGAUUGAUGAACAGAGUGAGCUGAAAGCCAUCGAGAAAGAGAAGAAGGUGACAGCCCUGCCCCCCAAGGAAGCGUGCAAAUGCCAGAAAGAGGAUUUGGCCAAAGCGUUUUGUGUGGACUUACACACUGGGCUGUCGGAGUUCUCGGUGACGCAGCGCCGGCUGGCCCAUGGCUGGAAUGAGUUUGUUGCUGACAACAGCGAACCUGUGUGGAAGAAAUACCUGGAUCAGUUUAAGAACCCCCUGAUCCUGCUGCUGCUGGGCUCUGCCCUGGUGAGUGUCCUCACCAAGGAGUAUGAGGACGCCGUUAGCAUCACCACGGCAGUGCUCAUCGUGGUCACUGUUGCCUUCAUCCAGGAGUACAGGUCGGAGAAAUCUCUGGAAGAGCUGACCAAGCUGGUUCCUCCAGAAUGUAACUGCCUAAGAGAAGGAAAACUCCAGCACCUGCUUGCUCGAGAACUGGUUCCUGGUGAUGUCGUAUCUCUCUCGAUCGGAGACCGGAUCCCUGCAGACAUCCGACUCACUGAGGUCACGGACCUCUUGGUGGAUGAAUCCAGUUUCACCGGGGAAGCUGAGCCAUGUAGUAAAACAGACAGCCCCUUGACAGGCGGUGGGGACCUCACCACCCUCAGCAACAUCGUCUUCAUGGGGACCCUGGUGCAGUAUGGGAGGGGCCAGGGGGUCGUGAUUGGAACAGGGGAAAGCUCUCAGUUCGGAGAAGUGUUUAAGAUGAUGCAGGCCGAAGAGACACCUAAAACUCCUUUGCAGAAAAGCAUGGACAGGCUAGGAAAGCAACUGACACUCUUCUCCUUUGGCAUAAUCGGUCUCAUCAUGCUCAUUGGCUGGUUGCAAGGGAAACAGCUCCUGAGUAUGUUCACGAUCGGGGUCAGCCUGGCGGUGGCGGCCAUUCCAGAGGGUCUGCCCAUCGUCGUCAUGGUGACGCUGGUCCUGGGAGUGCUGCGGAUGGCCAAGAAGCGGCUCAUCGUGAAGAAGUUACCCAUCGUGGAGACUUUAGGUUGCUGCAGCGUUCUCUGUUCUGAUAAGACGGGGACUCUGACUGCCAAUGAAAUGACAGUGACCCAGCUUGUAACGUCAGAUGGGCUUCGUGCCGAGGUCAGCGGAGUUGGGUAUGACGGUCAAGGGACUGUGUGUCUUCUACCAUCCAAGGAAGUCAUUAAGGAAUUUUCCAAUGUCUCAGUGGGAAAGUUAGUGGAGGCGGGCUGUGUCGCCAACAACGCGGUCAUCAGAAAGAACGCCGUGAUGGGGCAGCCCACCGAGGGUGCAUUGAUGGCCCUGGCGAUGAAGAUGGACUUAAGUGAUAUUAAAAAUUCAUAUAUAAGAAAAAAAGAGAUUCCAUUCAGUUCAGAGCAGAAGUGGAUGGCGGUGAAAUGCAGUCUGAAGACUGAGGAUCAGGAAGACAUUUACUUCAUGAAAGGGGCCUUGGAAGAGGUGAUCCGCUACUGCACCAUGUACAACAACGGGGGCAUCCCCCUGCCGCUGACGCCCCAGCAGAGGUCAUUCUGCCUGCAGGAAGAGAAGAGGAUGGGGUCGCUCGGUCUGCGGGUGCUGGCCCUGGCUUCUGGGCCCGAGCUGGGGCAGCUGACGUUUCUAGGUCUUGUGGGCAUCAUCGACCCCCCGAGAGUUGGCGUGAAGGAAGCAGUCCAGGUUCUCUCCGAGUCUGGUGUGUCUGUGAAGAUGAUAACGGGAGAUGCCCUGGAGACGGCCUUGGCCAUAGGAAGAAACAUCGGCCUGUGCAACGGGAAGCUGCAAGCCAUGUCCGGGGAGGAGGUGGACAGCGUGGAGAAGGGCGAGCUUGCCGACCGCGUGGGGAAGGUGUCCGUGUUCUUCAGGACCAGCCCAAAGCACAAGCUCAAAAUCAUCAAGGCUCUGCAGGAGUCAGGGGCGAUCGUGGCCAUGACUGGGGAUGGGGUGAACGACGCAGUGGCCCUGAAGUCUGCAGACAUCGGGAUCGCCAUGGGGCAGACAGGGACGGACGUCAGCAAAGAGGCCGCCAACAUGAUCCUGGUGGAUGAUGACUUCUCAGCCAUCAUGAAUGCAGUGGAGGAAGGCAAGGGGAUUUUUUACAACAUCAAAAACUUUGUCCGAUUCCAGCUGAGCACGAGCAUCUCUGCCCUGAGUCUCAUCACUCUGUCCACCGUGUUCAACCUGCCCAGCCCCCUCAACGCCAUGCAGAUCCUAUGGAUCAACAUCAUCAUGGAUGGGCCACCGGCGCAGAGGAGUUCCCAGAAAACUGAAGUGUGUUGCACUGGAGUGAGACUGCGAGUAGAAGGCAGAGGAGAAAGUACAUGGGCCGGCAGAGCUGGCUUGGGGGUAGAGCCUGUUGACAAAGACGCCUUCAGGCAGCCACCACGGAGUGUGCGGGACACCAUCCUCAGCAGAGCCCUCAUCCUGAAGAUCCUCAUGUCUGCGGCCAUCAUCAUCAGCGGGACCCUGUUUAUCUUCUGGAAGGAGAUGCCUGAAGACAGAGCAAGCACUCCCCGCACCACGACAAUGACGUUCACUUGUUUUGUGUUUUUCGAUCUCUUCAACGCCUUGACCUGCCGCUCUCAGACCAAGCUGAUAUUUGAGAUCGGCUUUCUCAGGAACCACAUGUUCCUCUACUCCGUCCUGGGGUCCAUCCUGGGGCAGCUGGCGGUCAUUUACAUCCCCCCACUGCAGAGGGUCUUCCAGACGGAGAACCUGGGAGUGCUUGAUUUGCUGUUUUUAACUGGAUUGGCCUCAUCCGUCUUCAUUUUGUCAGAGCUCCUCAAACUAUGUGAAAAAUACUGUUGCAGCCCCAAGAGAGUCCAGAUGCACCCUCAAGAUGUGUAGUGGACCUCACUCCGUGGCACUUUCCCUAAUCAUCUCUAUCUGGUUGUGACUGUGGCCCCUGCCGUGUCUCCUCUUCAGGGGAGACUUUUAGGAGGCCGCAGCCUUCCGUCACCGGAUCAGCUUUUCCUCUUAGGAAAGCUGCAGGAACCUCGUGGGCUCCAGGGACCCAGGCCCCCAUCCAUCCAGCGUUCCCGCUGGCUGUGGGACAGACAGGGAGGGGCCUGUACAGAAACAUCACACUAUUUAUUAAAUCACAAUGAUUUUUUAUUAACCAUGUCUAACUACGUAUCUGUGGCACAGCUUGCAGUGAGGCAGGCCACUCGUGGCAGAUACAAGGGGCUCCUGAGAGGCAGUGGGUAGGAUGAUCACACUCUGCCCAUUGCCCUCCUGGAGGCCCCAUUUCCUCAUCAUAAAAUGAGGGCUUUUUAAAUAAAGUGCUAUGCCGGGGGAUAAUUAUUUUGAUGUGUUUACCUAGGGUUUUUCAUACAAGGGGCCAGGUUGGAAACCCACAGCCAUGUGUUAAUGGCCACGUGGGGUGAGCAGCAAUCCAUCAUGAAUGGCCUACAGGAAGGCCUCGGCUUUUGGAGAUAAAGAGUAGGGCUGGGCAUGGUGGCUCACGCCUGUAAUCCCAGCACUUUGCAAGGCCAAGGCAGGCAGAUCACUUGAGGCCAGCCUGGCCAACACAGCAAAACCCUGUCUGUCUCUACUAAAAGUUAAAAAAAAAAAAAAAGUUGCCAGGCGUGAUGAUGCACACCUGUUAAUCCCAGCUACUCGGGAGGCUGAAGCAGGAGAAUAGCUUGAGUCCAGGAGGCGGAGAUUGUACCACUGCACUGCAGCAUGGGCAACAAAGCAAGAUUCUCUCUCAAAAAGUGGCCCUUCUCUCCGGAACCAGGAACUGUAGUAUCUCCUGCUGCCUGCAGACAAGCUUGAUUUCCCACUGCCCCAAAGACUUCCAAAAACCGAUCUGCUCUCCCACAUGACAGAUGGCAGAGGAGAGAGGUCUCCAUGCUGUUCUUCUGCCUGAAGCCACGCCAGAACCACCAAAGGGAACCAGAAGGGGAACUCCAUCCCCAUCUCUCAGGAAAUAAGGCCAGAGCUAGAUAGAACCCCCCAGUUACUAGUCAGGCCUCACUAGAGAAACAGAACCAACAGGAUGGAGGGAGAUGCAGAGAUUUGUUUUAAGGAACUGGCUCAUAGGAUGUUGGGGGCUGGCAAGUCUAACAUCUUGAGGGCAGGCCAGCAUCCUGGAGACCCAGGGAAGAGCUGGGGAGGCAGGCUGGAGGCAGAAUUUCCUCCUCCUCAAGGGAGUUCAGCCUUUUCCUCUUAUAGUCCUCAACUGAUCGGAUGAGGCCCACUCACGUUAUGAAGGAUAAACUGUUUUACUUCAAGUCUACGGGCUUACGUGUUAGUUACACAGCGCCAUCUAGAACAGUGUUUGACGAAAAUCAACUUGGCCUGGCCAAGUUGUCAGAUAAAAGUAACCGUUGCACCCAGCCACGGUAGCUAUGAAAAGGGCUACCAGGGGUGGUAACAGCUGGGUCAGACAAAGAUAAGGAAGGUCAGAAUGCACCCCUGCCAGGGUUCUAGGCAGAGUCCAAAGUCCUCCAUAGUAGGAUUCACAGCCUGGGAAGAAGCCCCUCUCCGGCCCAACCUGUGACACCAGGGCCACAGGAGGAGAUGCAGAGAUGGGCCAUUCCUAGUGAGACACAGAUACAGGGCUGGCUGGAGAAGAAACCUUUUGAGCCGUGGGGCUGUCUUCCCAGAAGCUGCCAACCCCUGGAACCACUAAGAGGUCAAGGCUGAAUUGUGCCACUUCCACAGUCUGCUAAGGAGUGCCUCCCCCUGAGUCAGGGACAAUUCCUGCUCUACUUUUCAGGAUCCUUGGGCACACUGCUGGCCCGAGACAUUUACUUCCCAUUUAAAAUUAAGUAAUCAAAAUACCAGGGUCGACUGAUAUUUGCAAUAACAACAAAAAUUACUCUUAACUCUUGCUUACACCAUGUAAAACUUUAGGGAUAAAACUGUAGUAAGAAAGACACAAAAUGCUACUACAUUAAAACUAAGACCUUCUUUUCAUUAAGGACACAGUAGACUUGAACACCACCAUUAAGCAACUUAGCUUGAUUUACACUUGUAGAACACCCCAUCACGAGUAGCAUAGACAGUCACCAAAAUAAAGAGCAGAAAUCAAACGAAAAAGCAAAAAUACAGGAAAAUCAAUCAAAACCUAGUUCUUCGAAAAGAUCAAUAAAACUAUCAGUCUUGCAAUAAGCUUAUCGAAGAAAAAAGGGAAGAGAAAUGACCAAUGUCAGGAAUGAAAAAGUAUAUCACCACAAACCCUUCAAGAUAUUCCAACAAUAAUAAUAAAUAAUACUAUGUACAUCUUUAUGUACCUAAAUUCAAUCAAUUGGAUGAAAUAAACCAAUUCCUUGAAAACCAAAAACUACCAAAACUCACUGAAGAUGAAAUAGAUAAGCUGAAGUUGAAACCCUUCCAAAAAAGGCAGUUUCUGAAGCCAGAUGAUUUCACUGGUGAGUUUUACUAAACUUGUAAAGAAAUGGCAAUUCGAUACACUGAAUUCCAAAAAUAAAACGGGACUGAGCACUUCUCCAUUUUAUAAGGUCAAUAAUCACUCUGAUACCAAAACUAGAGAAAAAUACUAGAGACCAACAUCCCUUAUGAAUAUAUGCACGAAAAUCCUCAACAAAAUGUGAGUAAAUCAGAUCUAGCCAGGUACGAAGAAUAUAAGACACCAGAACGAAGUGGGGUUAAUUGAGGAAUGGAAUUCAAGCAUUCCAAAGUUCAACAUUCAAAACCAAUAUAACUGAAAAGUUCAAAAUUCAAAAACCAAUAUAACUGAAAAGUUCAACAUUCAAAAACCAAUAUAACUCACUAUAUUAAUAGUCUGAAGAAGGAAAAACACAUGGUUAUAUCAAUUAAUGCAGAAAAGGCAUUUGAUAAAAUUCAAUCUCCAUUUGUAAUAAAAACUCUCAAACUAGGAAUUGAAGGAAACUUCUUCAACCUGAUAAAGAACAUCUACAAAAAACCUAUAGCUAACAUCAUACUUAAUGAUGAAAAAACUGAAUUCUUUCCCCACAGGAUAAGGUCCAAGGGUGACCAGCCUCACCACUCCUAUUCAGCAUAGUAUUAGAAGUCCUUGCCAGUGUAAUAUGGCAAGAAAAGUUAAAAGGCAUUAGAAAAGAGCCUGGAAAGGAGAAAAUCACAGAUAACAUAAUUGUCCACACAGAAAAUCCCAACAAAUCUUUUUAAAAAAGAAAAACCCUCCUAGAAUUAACGAGUUUAGUAAAGCCACAAGAUACAAGGUUAACACACAAAAAGCAGUCAUAUUUCUAUACAUUAGCAAUGAACAACUGGAAACUGAAAUUUAAAAUUGAAUACUAUUUGUCUGUCUCAAAAAAAAGUAUCAAUUCUCCCCAGAUUGUUGUAUUAGGUUUAACACAAUUACCAUCAAAAUUCCAGGUUUUUUUUUUUUUAAGACACAGAUAAACUUGUUCUAACAAGCUUGUUAUGAUAUUGUUAUCAGCAGACCUAUUUCAAUUUCACUGGUUUUUACAUAGUACCUGAUGUUAGGCAAACCUGAGUUUAAAGGCACAGUGCUCCAGGUGGCUGGCCAAGUCUGCCCAGGCCUUCUAAUACUGACUGCAGGUCCAAGAGUCUCCCACAACCAUCUUCAGGUUGGAUGAUUCGUUGAUGGGGCACACAGAGCUCACUGACACCUGUCAUGCUCACAGCCAUGUCUAUUACCAGGAAAAGAUACAGAUUAGAACAGCCCCAGGGCUGCAACUGCAGAGAAUGGUCACCCUCUCCCUCUGAGCUCAACAGUUUCUGAGUCCUGAGUCUUUCUAGCAAAUCACUGGGUCUGAGGGUGGUUUCCUGCCCCCCACAACACAAGUUCUAUGAAAUUGUAUGACACACAUCAAUUCAGGUAACCACUGGUACAAUGAGGAGGCAAAACUUCCAUCGCCCCUGAAAAACUCCUCCUUACUUUUUAUAGUAACACCCUCCUAAUCCCAGCAACCUCUAAUCCCUUCUUCAUCACUAUAAUG
Messenger RNA from Gorilla gorilla gorilla (western lowland gorilla), 7092 nucleotides. It is a transcript of the gene ATP2C2, whose product is annotated as ATPase secretory pathway Ca2+ transporting 2. Gene Ontology annotation, molecular function: ATP hydrolysis activity; P-type calcium transporter activity; ATP binding. The record is from RefSeq and is a predicted model, not a curated record. Gene Ontology annotation, biological process: calcium ion transport. Gene Ontology annotation, cellular component: membrane. Lineage: Eukaryota; Metazoa; Chordata; Mammalia; Primates; Hominidae. The coding region runs from base 98 to 3025 and encodes 975 amino acids. The transcript has 28 exons.